AUGAAGUUCAUCUUCUUUCUUCUAGCGGCUGCUGUCGCGACUAAAUCCCCACUUACCAAGCGUGAUGAGUGCAAGGCUGAGGUUUGCUCUGACGAUUCCGAUUGUACACACUGUGGUGACGGUUGGAGCUGUAUCACACUACCUGUCACAGUAGAUGGAAGCACUCAAAUGUGCGGCACUUACGGCUAG
Messenger RNA from Penicillium angulare, 189 nucleotides. RefSeq lists its product as uncharacterized. The record is from RefSeq and is a predicted model, not a curated record. The coding region runs from base 1 to 189 and encodes 62 amino acids. NCBI's taxonomy places the organism in Eukaryota, Fungi, Ascomycota, Eurotiomycetes, Eurotiales, Aspergillaceae. The transcript is spliced from 2 exons.